Molecule: messenger RNA, 377 nt
Organism: Amoebophrya sp. A25
Lineage: Eukaryota; Dinophyceae; Syndiniales; Amoebophryaceae
Source: the annotation of a GenBank genome assembly
UUUGAGAGUGAGUCGACCCUUUUUCGCUUUAGUAAAAACUUGAUUAAACGAAACUAAAUGUAAAUAGGGGGGCUUCUACUUCUAGACGCCUUAGAUUGAUGACAUACCUGUCAGUAGGACGAACAAAUAUUAAUAUCUACGAUUUCAAUGAGCGUGACCUUUUCGCUCUCGUUGUUCUCCACUUCUACCAUUGUGGGGAUUCAGGACGAAAUAAUUCCGUAUUAUGGUGCGCCUCCACAGUUUUUUGGAAAGAUUACUGUGGCGAAGAGCAACUUUCUGACGCACUUUGAGGCAGCGACUCGUGAGAAGGGUUUCGGCAGCAAGCAGUGCAAGAGCAACGGCGUCAAGUUUGAUCAGAAGCUGUGCAAGGUUCCCAU